Messenger RNA from Cooperia oncophora, 378 nucleotides. The record is from the annotation of a GenBank genome assembly. NCBI's taxonomy places the organism in Eukaryota, Metazoa, Nematoda, Chromadorea, Rhabditida, Trichostrongylidae.
UUGUUUAUUGAUGGAAUCUUUGUUAAGGUAGCCGUAUGUAAUCUUGGUUCGAUUGCCCUUAACAGAUUCGUCACAGAAGACAAGAAGUUUGACUUCAAGAAGCUUCAUGAGGUGGCUAAGGUGCUAACCCGUAACUUGAACAAGAUUAUCGAAGUCAAUUACUACCCCGUUGAAGAAGCACGACGUUCCAACUUCCGUCAUCGGCCGAUUGGACUUGGAGUACAGGGACUUGCUGACGCCUUCAUGCUGAUGCGCUAUCCAUUCACGUCGCCUGAGGCCCGCGAUUUGAACCGCAGGAUCUUCGAGGUUAUCUAUUACGCUGCUCUUGAAGCCUCCUGUGAACUUGGCCGAGAAAUAUGGUCAGUAUGGUAUUGUUAA